Trematosphaeria pertusa is the source of this 869-nucleotide messenger RNA. RefSeq lists its product as uncharacterized. The record is from RefSeq and is a predicted model, not a curated record. The coding region runs from base 40 to 750 and encodes 236 amino acids. Lineage: Eukaryota; Fungi; Ascomycota; Dothideomycetes; Pleosporales; Trematosphaeriaceae. The transcript has a single exon.
CCUGCCCGUCCAGACGCAAACCUCGACACCAUAGCCAACAUGCCCGUCCCACCCGCCUUCGUCCCUCCCGGCCUAAACCGUGUCCCCACGCCCCCUCUCCUCGACGCAAACGGAGAAGUCGUAGGAAAGCUAGCAGACUUCUUCUUCGACAUCCAGGGCGUACGCACCCACAAGCCGCCGCAGACUCCAGGUAGUAUCUGGGACUCGGACGCGCUGCUCAUGUCGCAGGAAACCAACAUCUCCCCUCCGACCUCCAACUCUGACGAAUCGCCCCAGGGCCUCAGCGUCACCCCGCUCGCUCACGACGACCCGAAGAGCACACAACCCGCGGCUCCCGCUGCUGGCUAUCUCACUGUGAUCACGCCGCCGUCAGCCGCACCGCCCGUACCAGACUUUGCGCAGGAUUGGUUCCGCGUGCAGAAAAACACAGAGCCGCCGUUCUCUUCUGCACGAAAAGACUCCAUGGCCCGCGAAGCAGAGGCCCGUGCAAAGCUUGAGUGGCUGGUCCCGGAACAUCUGCCGACUAGCCCGCUCUGUCCCCUCAAUAGCAAAUACAGGGGCUCCGGCAAGGGCAUAUGUCCGUACCACGGGGCGCGAAAGAAGAGCCUUGCGGCGAGUAGGAUGAGUGUUGGGAGUGUGGGUGGGAAGAGAUUGGAUGGGAGGAGGGUGAGUGAGAUUAUGGAUGGGGUGGACGAGGGGUUGGGAAGUAGCGGGCGGUGGAGGAGGGUGUGUGCUGCGUCGAGCCCUUGAGCUGGGCUGGGCUGGGCUUGGACACCUGGGGAAGAGCGUGGCAUGAGAUGAGAUGAGAUGUGACGAGGGGAUUCCUUUUCAUUAAGUGAACGAUUCUUGCAUCGGUCUGGCGUUCCUGG